AUGGAGCCGCAGCAGCUAGCGGAGGCGGCGGGGUCCUCGCGCCACGCGCCAGCCGGGAUCUCCCUGCACGAUUUCUGUGGGCGCGCGGGCGAGCAGCUCAUGCACUUCCACGCCAUGCGGCUGCGAGACUCGCUCUUCCUCUGGGUGGGGGCGGAGCCAGCACUCUGCAGCCUGGCCGUGGCCAUGUGCAGCCCCCACGACUCCAAUCCAGUGUCUUCAUCACUCCUGGGAGAUGCCUCUGACACCACCUCAAAUUCUCUAGCCCAGCGCCUAGCCAGGAAGACUAAAAAACAGAUCUUCGUUAGCUACAAUCUUCAGAAUACAGACAGCAGUUUUAUAUUACACAUAGAGAACAGAAUCAAGGAAGAAAUGAUGGCUUUUCCAGAGAAAUUCUAACUUUGUGGCAUUGUAAGUUACUUUGUUAAAGAAAUAAACUGACUGGGUUUCCAUAUUGACAGACA
Messenger RNA from Gopherus flavomarginatus (Mexican gopher tortoise), 461 nucleotides. RefSeq names its product proteasome assembly chaperone 4-like. Lineage: Eukaryota; Metazoa; Chordata; Testudines; Testudinidae. Gene Ontology annotation, biological process: proteasome assembly. The coding region runs from base 1 to 396 and encodes 131 amino acids. The record is from RefSeq and is a predicted model, not a curated record. The transcript has a single exon.